CCAUAUUUGAUUCGAUUAUGCUGUUCUGGCUGCGACAACCAGUUUAGCCUGACAAGAAAAAAAAGGUCUUUUUCCUCUCUACGAGCUCAGCUUUACGGUUAACUAGCGACGAAAUCCAGCUGCAUUCACAGUAACAACAGUUUAUAACCUGUAGUCAACGAUGAAUCCUGAAUAUGACUAUUUAUUCAAACUCCUCCUUAUCGGUGACUCUGGUGUUGGAAAGUCUUGUCUCCUUCUCCGGUUUGCAGAUGACACGUACACAGAGAGCUACAUUAGUACCAUCGGCGUGGACUUCAAGAUCAGGACCAUCGAGCUGGACGGAAAGACCAUAAAACUUCAGAUUUGGGACACGGCCGGCCAGGAACGGUUCCGGACCAUCACAUCCAGUUACUACAGAGGAGCUCACGGCAUUAUAGUAGUUUAUGAUGUGACAGAUCAGGAGUCCUUCAAUAAUGUCAAACAGUGGCUACAGGAGAUCGACCGCUAUGCCAGCGAGAACGUCAACAAGCUGCUAGUAGGCAACAAGUGUGACCUCACAACGAAGAAAGUUGUGGAUUACACCACAGCCAAGGAAUUUGCCGACAACUUGGGGAUCCCCUUCUUGGAGACCAGCGCCAAGAGCGCCACCAACGUGGAGCAAGCCUUCAUGACCAUGGCGGCCGAGAUCAAGAAGAGGAUGGGCCCCGGGGCCACGGCCGGCUCCUCAGAGAAGUCCAACGUCAAGAUCCAGAGCAAGCCUGUCAACACCUCGUCUGGAGGCUGCUGCUGAGACCCGAAAAGACCGCCACAACCUGAAUCCACCACCCCCACCCGAGCCCACGACCAGUCUCAAUUUUACCAUGCUCCACAGAGAGAGAAACCCAGAGAGAGAGAGGGAGAAAGAGAAAGAGAGGAGGAGGAGGGAGAGACAGAGGAGGAAGACUUUGAGUGGAUCGGUUUUGUAAUUGUGUGUGCAGCUACAACACCAGAUUCCCACCCCACUCCUUUCAAAGUCAGCAAUAGGACGGUAAGCCCACCUAAACCCACAGAACACACUGGGCGUUUUUUUUUUUUUCUUACUUUACCAAAACAUACUGGAAAAAACAAAAUGUGUACAAUUUUUAACAGUGUGUAAAUUUAACCAAUGAAAGAGAUCACAUGUAUACAGCUUUUUUGUUUUUGUUUGCCCUGCUCUUCAUUUUGAGUUUGUUAAAUGAGUCACUUUUCUAAAACUGAAAAAAAAAAAAAA
Molecule: messenger RNA, 1228 nt
Organism: Micropterus salmoides (largemouth bass)
Lineage: Eukaryota; Metazoa; Chordata; Actinopteri; Centrarchiformes; Centrarchidae
Product: ras-related protein ORAB-1
Exons: 6
Coding region: 161-769 (202 amino acids)
Molecular function (GO): GTP binding; GTPase activity
Source: RefSeq, a predicted model, not a curated record